AUGCUUCAGACCGGAGCCAUUUGGGGUUUCGCCGGCAUGACGAUGCCUAGCCUUAUGGUCGUUUGGGCUCUCUACAAAAAAUACGUUCCUUACGAACUCCAAGACUACUUGGAGAAGUAUGUUGUCCAGAUCAUCGCUCUGAUCUCGUAUUCUGUUCACAUCAAGUUCCCUGAAUACUCAGGAGAAGGUCUCAAGAAAAGCCAAGCCUACGAUGCCAUACUCAACUUCUUAUCCUCCAAAUCCACGGCUCGUGCUCAGAGACUAAAGGCCAGCGAAUCGAAAAACAGCAAAUCGUUGGUGCUUGGUUUGGAUGAUCACGAGGCCGUUGAAGAUGUGUUCAAUGGUGUGAGGGUGAAAUGGUCUUCCAGUGUCAAAAAGGGUGAGAAUCAGUCUGGUUCGAACGAGAGAAUGUACUUGACUCUAAGUUUUCAUAAUCGGCAUAGAGAGAUGAUCACAAAUACUUAUCUUGAUCAUGUUUUGAGAGAAGGGAAAGAGAUUGGGUUGAGGAAACGAGAGAGGAAGCUUUACACUAAUAACCAGAGUAACGAUUAUUCUUCCUGGUCGAAAGGAAGAUGGAGCAGCGUUCCUUUCGAUCAUCCGGCAACCUUCGAGACUUUGGCAAUGGUUCCGGAGAAGAAAGAAGAGAUCAAGAAGGAUUUGAUUAGGUUUAGUAAAGCGAAAGAUUACUACAGGAAAGUUGGCAAGCCGUGGAAGCGAGGUUAUCUCUUGUUUGGACCGCCCGGGACAGGGAAAUCCACGAUGAUCUCUGCCAUGGCGAAUUUCUUGGACUAUGAUGUGUAUGAUCUUGAACUGACGACUGUGAAAGAUAACUCGGAGUUAAAGAAACUAAUGUUGGAAACAAAAGGGAAGUCUAUAUUUGUGGUUGAAGAUAUUGAUUGUUCGCUUGAUCUUACGGGACAGAGAAAGAAAAAGGAGGAAGACGAUGAAGAUGAAGAGGAUGAAGAAAAGAAGAAGGAAGCUGAGAAGAAGUUAGAGAGAGAAAGAGGUGAGAGAGAGAGUAAGGUUACUUUGUCAGGGUUAUUAAACGCCAUUGAUGGGUUAUGGUCAGCUUGUAGUGGUGAGAAGAUCAUAGUGUUUACUACCAACUUUGUGGAUAAUCUUGAUCCAGCAUUGAUACGUAGAGGAAGAAUGGACAACCAUAUUGAGAUGUCUUAUUGUAGGUUUGAAGCGUUUAAGGUUUUGGCCAAGAACUACUUGGAGAUCGAGUCACAUGAUUUGUAUGGAGAAAUUGAAAGAUUGGUGGAGGAAACCAACAUGUCUACAGCUGAUGUUGCUGAGAACUUGAUGCCGAAAUCUGAUGAAGAAGAUGCAGAUAUUUGCCUUAAGCGUUUGGUUAAGUCUUUGGAGGAAGAGAAGGUGAAGGCGAGGAAGUUGGCUGAGGAAGAACUAAAGAAGAAAGCGGAGAGGGAAAUGAGGAGGAAGAAGAAGAAGGCAGAAGAAGAAGAGAAGAAGAAGAAAGAAGCGAGGAAGCAGAAGAAGGCGGAGAAAGAAGAGAAGGAAGCAGAGGAAAACGGCGACGCUUCUCAUGAAAAUGGUAAUAAUAUUUGA
This is a messenger RNA of Microthlaspi erraticum, 1569 nucleotides long. NCBI's taxonomy places the organism in Eukaryota, Viridiplantae, Streptophyta, Magnoliopsida, Brassicales, Brassicaceae. The record is from the annotation of a GenBank genome assembly.